This is a messenger RNA of Stereum hirsutum FP-91666 SS1, 1611 nucleotides long. RefSeq names its product kinase-like protein. NCBI's taxonomy places the organism in Eukaryota, Fungi, Basidiomycota, Agaricomycetes, Russulales, Stereaceae. Gene Ontology annotation, cellular component: nucleus; cytoplasm. Gene Ontology annotation, molecular function: ATP binding; protein serine/threonine kinase activity. Bases 1 to 1611 code for a protein of 536 amino acids. Gene Ontology annotation, biological process: mitotic DNA damage checkpoint signaling; protein phosphorylation. The record is from RefSeq and is a predicted model, not a curated record. The transcript has 6 exons.
AUGGCCGGCACAGCACUCUCACGAAAAGCCCAACGCGCUUUGAAAAAGGUUAGAAAGACUGACGCCACCAAAGAGAACAGCCCCCUACAGACUCAAAUGGAGACAAAUAAAGAGUCUCGGUCGCGCUGCAGCUCUCCCAAGAACAACACUACACCCCUUCUUCUCACGCCAGCCAAGGUGGCUGCGCCUAUCCUCUCCCCCGCCUCCAUGGACAAAGCUCAAAUCGUUGGUGGCCACGAUCUUCCCUGUGUCAACCGACGCAUACAGGAAGAAUCGUUGUGGGACGGCGACGAGGAUUUCAACCCAUUCUGCUCGCCACCGCCCAGUUACGGAGCGUUCGGCCAGUAUUCCACUUUCGAGACUAUUCCGGCCCCACUCAGUAUUCCGGCUCACUCGUCCAUCUUUCGAAUCGCAUACCACCAGGAGUUCCCCUCGUUGUACCACAGCAACGAUAUUUGUCGGCCUGUUGAGCAAAUCACACGCUUUCAAGUCCUCGAACUUCGAGGUGAGGGAUCCUUUGGCAUCGUCGUGUCUGCUCGACAGCAGCAUGACGGACGGGUUGUGUGUAUCAAGAUGUGUAACGUGAAGGGAAAUCAGAGGGACGAGUAUGCGGUGUGCAUGAGGAAUGAGAUGGAAGUACGCAGGAGAUUACGCGGGGGUAGAUUUAGUCCUUUCGUGUUGGAAACAGUUGCGCACUGGACGAAUGUCGACUUGUCGUACCUGGUGAUGCCAUUCAUGUGCGGGGAUUUGCAAGGCUUGUUGGAGCAUCCGAUCACCAUCUCACAACUCAAAACAUACAUACUCCAAAUGCUCUCUGGCAUCUCACAUCUCCACGACCGCGGCAUAAUCCACGGCGAUAUUAAACCAUCCAACGUCCUCCUUGUCCCAAAUCAUUCCCCCACAUCCACCGACAUCCCAUACUAUAUCACCAUAACCGACUUUGGAUUGUCCUACAUCCAUCCGUAUGACGGGCCCAUCCCCAGCCUCUUCCCUCCAUCCUAUCAACAAUCUGAUUUCGGCUCUUGCUUUAAUUUGGGAUGUAGGGGCGAAAGGUUCGUCGUGCCGCUGAGUACUGCCACUGGUGGUACACCCAUCUUCAAGGCUCCUGAGCUGUAUAAUAUUCAAGUCGAUCAGGAGGGAUGGCUGGAUGAUAUAUAUGGAAUGAGUAACGUUUGUAUGCGUUCAGUGGUCCAUGACUUGACAGGGACAGGGGCGGAGGAUGCAUCGGGGUAUGAUCAUACGGUCGAUUAUUGGGCGUUGGGGGUGACGCUGUAUCAGCUCAUGACCAGCAACUUUCCAUUCGAAGGUUCGGACCACCAAACUCUCCGUAUGAGUUUGAUCAAGUAUUGCCAGCAUCCGUUGACCCAUACGGGCCAAUACUGGGCGAAUAUGGGAGAUCGAUUCCCUGCGGAGGUUGCGGAAGUUUUGACGUUUUUACUUCAUCCCAGCCCAGUUCAACGUCUCAAAUGCCGAAACCUCGCGAACCUCGCUUUUUUCGACUGGAUCGGAGAAGUUGACCCUGAAUGGGAAGAGAAGGGGGAACAGGUUGCUUGCUGGAACCUGCUCGUGAACGAAGCGUAUAUGCAGGAGACCUACAUGCAUUUAGUAUAG